ACGGGCGAGUUUCGGCGCCAUUUUCAACUGAGAAGCGCUUUCUACGGGCUUGCAGAAAGUUGCGGGAAGUUUUUCAAAGAAGGCUUGCUUUAUUAUUUUAUGUUUCGACUUUUUGGUGAUCUGUUCGCCAAGGUCUUUGGGAUUAGUGCGCGUGCUGUGUGGAUUAUCAGAAAUAUAAAGAUAUUUUUUUAACGCUGAAGGAUCAAAGGUUUUAAACUAUGCCAUCCAAAACGACCAAAGUGUCGGCCGCGAAGCCACGGGGGAAAGGGUCGCAGCCCCGGGAUGACUCGGAUGAGGAGUUGGACUUACCCCCUAAAGAAGUGAACUCCAAUGGUCAAGAGGCACCCAUCACCAAUGAUGGGGGUCCCGGGGAACCAGCCGCGGAGGUGGUGGAUGAGCGAAGUUUGGAGGAGAUUCUCGGUAGCAUCCCCCCUCCCCCGCCCCCGGCGAUGACCAAUGAACCAGGGGCUCCUCGCCUCAUGAUAACGCAUAUUGUUAAUAGGAAUUUUAAGUCCUACGCAGGCGAGCAGAUCCUUGGGCCUUUUCACAAGCGCUUCUCCUGCAUCAUUGGGCCAAAUGGCAGUGGAAAGUCCAAUGUCAUCGACUCCAUGCUCUUUGUGUUUGGAUACAGGGCCCAAAAAAUCAGGUCCAAAAAGCUCUCUGUGCUGCUUCACAGCUCAGACAAGCAUAAAGAUGUGCAGAGCUGCACAGUGGAGGUGCACUUCCAAAAAAUUAUUGACAAGGAAGGGGAUGACUUCGAAGUUAUCCCCAACAGCAAGUUCUGUGUUGCCAGAACUGCUGGCAAAGACAAUUCCUCCACGUACCACAUCAAUGGCAAGAAGGCUACCUUCAAGGACGUGGGCAUUUUGCUGCGUAGCCAUGGAAUUGAUCUGGACCACAACAGGUUUUUGAUCUUGCAGGGCGAGGUGGAGCAGAUUGCCAUGAUGAAGCCCAAGGGCCAGACGGAGCACGACGAGGGCAUGCUGGAGUACCUGGAGGACAUCAUCGGCUCCUGCCGCCUCAAGCAGCCCAUCCACACCCUCUGCCAGCGCGUGGAGCUGCUCAACGAGCAGAGGGGCGAGAAGUUGAAUCGUGUGAAGAUGCUGGAGAAGGAGAAAAAUGCUCUGGAGGGGGAGAAGAACACGGCCGUGGAGUUCCUGAUGCUGGAGAACGACAUCUUCCGCAAGAGGAGCCAGCUCUGCCAGUAUUACAUCCAUGACCUGCAGAAGCGUGUCUCAGAGAAGGAGACGGAGAAACAGCAGAUCGAAGAAGGCAACAAGGAGCUAACGGAGCGUCAGGAAAAACUGUCAGAGGACAUCAAGAAGAAGGAGGAAGACAAGAAAAGUGUGGAGAAGAAGCUGGGCAAAGUGAACAAGUACAUCCAGAGCCAGAAGGAGAAGUUCACCCAACUGGACCUGCAGGACGUGGAGGUGCGCGAGAAGCUCAAACACAGCAAGAGCAAGACCAAGAAGCUCGAGAAGCAACUCCAGAAAGAUAAAGAGAAGCUGGAGGAGGUGCGCAACAUCCCGGCCAGCAGUGAGAAGGUGAUCUCGGAGGCCUCUGAUAAGAAGGAGCUCCUGGAGGCCCAGAAGGAGGCGGAGGAGGCCAAGCUGGCCAAGGUCAUGGAGAGCCUCAAGGAGGAGACCAAGGGCCUGCAGCAGGAGAAGGAGACAAAGGAGAAGGAGCUGAUGGAGAUGAGCAAGGAGGUGAACGAGACUCGCUCGCACAUGGACGUGGCCCAGUCGGAGCUGGACAUCUACCUGAGCCAGCACAAGACGCUGGUGACGCAGCUCAACCAGGCCAAGGAGAAGCUGCAGAGCACCGCUGACACCCUGAAGGAGCGCCGCACCGCCAUCAAGGACCUGGAGGUCAAGAUCCCACAGUGCCAGGAGAAGCUCAACAAGGAUGAGGCUGAGCUGGAGAAGGUGAGCCAGGCGGACGGGCAGGCGCAGACUGUGGUGCGGGACCUGAGGCAGAAGGUGGAGGAGGCCAAGAGCUCGCUCUCCUCCAACCGCAGCAGAGGCAAGGUGCUGGAGGCCCUCAUGCAGCAGAAGAGGAGCGGCAAGAUCCCCGGCAUCCUCGGACGCCUGGGAGACCUGGGUGCCAUUGAUGAGAAGUACGACAUUGCCAUCUCGUCCUGCUGCGGUGCCCUGGACAACAUCCUCGUGGACACCAUCGACACGGCCCAGAAGUGCGUCACCUUCCUCAAGGCCCAGAACAUCGGAGUGGCCACCUUCAUCGGCCUGGACAAAAUGAAGGUGUGGGAGAGCAAGAUGGGCUCCAUCAGGACCCCGGACAACAUCCCGCGCCUGUUUGACAUGGUGAUGGUGAACGACGAGGCGGUGAAGCCGGCCUUCUACUUCGCCCUGCGUGACACGCUGGUGGCCAAGGACCUGGAGCAGGCUACCAAGGUGGCCUUCCAAAAGGACAAGCGCUGGAGGGUCGUCAGCCUGCAGGGGCAGAUCAUCGAGAUGGCCGGUACCAUGACUGGUGGUGGCAGCCGCGUGAUGAAGGGCAAAAUGGGCUCCUCCAUUGGCGCCGAGAUCAGCCAGAAGGAGCUGGACCAGAUGGAGGGCCGUCUGCGUGAGCAGCUGAGCCAGUCUCAGGGCUGGCACCAGCAGAGGCAGCAGCUGGAGGAGAGCGUGCACCGCCUCAGACAGGAGCUCCGAGACAUGAAGAACACGCUGGAGAAAUACACCGCCAGCAUGCAGGGUCUAGCGGAGCAGGAGGUGCUGAUGAAGUCCCAGAUCAAGCAGCUGGAGGCCAGCGUGAUCGCGGCCACCCCGGACAAGGCCAAGCAGAAGCAGAUGGAGAAGAGCCUGGAGGCCUUCAAGAAGGACUACGACGCCGCCUCCAGCAAGGCCGGCAAGGUGGAGGCUGAGGUCAAGAGGCUGCACAAGCUCAUUGUGGACAUCAACAGCCACAAGCUCAAGGCCCAGCAGGACAAAGUGGACAAGGUCAACAAGGACCUGGACGACUGCACCACCGCCAUCACCAAGGCCCAGGUGGCCAUCAAGAGCGCCGGACGUAACCUGAAGAAGUGUGAGGAUGCGGUGGCGAAGGUGGAGCAGGAGAUGGUGGAGAAUGCCAAGGCCCUGGAGGAGCUGGCGGAGCAGCUCAAGCAGCUGGAGGAGCAGGCCGGGGAGAUCCUCAAGACCUGCCAGGAGGCCGAGGAGGCGCUGCCUGAGGUCCAAGAGCAGCACAAGGUCGUAUUGGAGGAAAUUAAAGAGCUGCAGGAGCAGAAGCACAACCUCAACAAGGAAUCGGUCAACGUCAAAUUCCGAGUCGACCAGAUCAAUGAGGCCAUCGUCGACCACAACCGCAAAAUUAAGCACUACGAAAAAGAGGGUGCUCAGCUGUCCCUGCAUGCUAUUGAUGACAAGCCUGCUGAGGCUCUUCCCACCCUGAGUGCCGAGGAGCUGGGAGCCAUCCACAGCUCUGAGACCCUCACCAACGAGAUCGCCCUGCUGGAGGACAACUGCGCCAAGAAGAAGCCCAACCUGGGAGCCAUCGCUGAAUUCAAGAAAAAGGAGGACCUGUACCUACAGAGGGUGGCCGAGCUCGACGACAUCACCACGCAGAGGGACAACUUCAAGCGCGGCUACGAGGACCUUCGAAAGCAGCGCCUACACGAGUUCAUGGCCGGCUUCAACAUCAUCACCAACAAGCUGAAGGAGAACUACCAGAUGCUGACACAAGGGGGCGACGCAGAGCUGGAGCUUGUCGACAGCCUGGACCCCUUCUCUGAAGGCAUCAACUUCAGUGUGCGACCGCCUAAGAAGAGCUGGAAGAAGAUCUACAACCUGUCCGGAGGGGAGAAGACCCUGAGCUCUCUGGCGCUGGUGUUCGCCCUGCACCACUUCAAGCCCACGCCACUCUACUUCAUGGACGAGAUUGAUGCCGCCCUCGACUUCAAGAACGUCUCCAUCGUAGCCUGCUACAUCUACGAGCAAACCAAGAACGCCCAAUUCAUUAUCAUCUCGCUGAGGAACAACAUGUUUGAAAUUGCCGACCGCCUGAUUGGCAUCUACAAGACGCACAACACCACCAAGAGUUGCCCCAUCAACCCCAAGACCAUCAGUCUCAAGGAGAUGGUGUCCUCCGCCUAAACCUGAUGCCACUCUAUAAUCUUGUCCCUAGCUCUUGUCUUGUCCUUUUUUAUGUCCGUCUGUCUCCUCCAGUUGUAAUUAUUCUCCUAUUUCUAUGUGGACUGUGGUUUUUAACUCAUUUUAUGAUUAUGCACAACAUCUAUUUUACACAUGACGCUGCUCUGUUUUUUAACUCAAAUAAAAGUUUAUUACAUUCUACAA
This is a messenger RNA of Engraulis encrasicolus (European anchovy), 4310 nucleotides long. RefSeq names its product structural maintenance of chromosomes 4 (gene smc4). Gene Ontology annotation, molecular function: ATP hydrolysis activity; ATP binding; protein binding. The transcript has 23 exons. Lineage: Eukaryota; Metazoa; Chordata; Actinopteri; Clupeiformes; Engraulidae. Gene Ontology annotation, cellular component: chromosome; condensin complex. Gene Ontology annotation, biological process: mitotic chromosome condensation. The record is from RefSeq and is a predicted model, not a curated record. The coding region runs from base 219 to 4109 and encodes 1296 amino acids.